This is a messenger RNA of Larimichthys crocea (large yellow croaker), 1154 nucleotides long. It is a transcript of the gene banf1, whose product is annotated as barrier to autointegration nuclear assembly factor 1. Gene Ontology annotation, molecular function: DNA binding. The coding region runs from base 182 to 454 and encodes 90 amino acids. Lineage: Eukaryota; Metazoa; Chordata; Actinopteri; Sciaenidae. Gene Ontology annotation, cellular component: condensed chromosome; nucleus. The record is from RefSeq and is a predicted model, not a curated record. Gene Ontology annotation, biological process: chromosome organization. The transcript is spliced from 3 exons.
UUACGUAAUGACGUAACGACGCAAAAGAGGCGUGCGUAUUGCAUUUUUGUUCGCCGGUGUCUGCCUGGAUAGAAACAGAAACUACAGCGACUCUGCAGCGAAAUACGGCGAUUUUUUUAUCCAGGACCGGACAUUAAAAGUUCAGUAGCUGGUCUUCUGUGAUCUGCCCACAAAAGCAGCCAUGUCGUCGACAUCCCAAAAACACAGAGAUUUUGUGGCCGAGCCCAUGGGGGAGAAAGCGGUGAUGGCUCUCGCCGGCAUCGGAGAGGUCCUUGGCAAAAGACUGGAGGAGAAAGGUUUUGACAAGGCGUACGUCGUCCUCGGGCAGUUUCUAGUGCUAAAGAAAGACGAGGAGCUUUUCCGGGACUGGCUAAAGGACACUUGCGGGGCAAAUUCCAAACAACAAGGUGACUGCUAUGGCUGUCUUAAAGAAUGGUGCGACGCCUUCCUAUAAAGCGUUCUGUCACUGUUUUCUACUCCUGGAGUCCAAAUUGUACAUUACCUCUUCAAUUCAGCUACAUCCACGCGAACUGACACUGUACACACAAAAUGAGGUUUAUUGAAGUCAACCUGUUUUUAAAUUAUACUCAAAGCUGGUGAUAGGUUUUCUGAAUUUUAAAAUGAAAUGGUUCAUCCGUUGUUUGUUCAUGUACUACAGAUAUUUUUAAACUAAACACUGCUAGUUUAUUCAAUGUGCCACCUUCACAAACAUUUUGAUUUAAAGAACUGUGUAAUGUGAUAACCUACAAGUACAAUCUGGACUAACAUCUGUAUCCACCCUUAACUCUCGGGCUUCUUUGUCCUAUUUGCCGUUUUCUUUUAAAAAGCCAUUGGAAAGUCGAUGUAAGCUGUAUUUUUUUAAAAGAGCACAUCAUAUCAGAGUUUUAGUAUCAUGUACUGUCCACAUGCACUGUCUAAAAUAAUUCCUUCGAGAUGUUGCUUGUCUAAAAUGUUGCAGAGGAUGUGACAGAUUUAUAUGAAACAAAAACCUAAAACCUCAAAACUGAACUGAUGUGACACCGGCGACCUGAAGAUGGAAAUGUAUAUAAAUAAAGAUGCUGAUGCCACAAAACCCAAACACUGUCAAAGAUGUGUCAGUCUAUUGCUGAUGAGCAGGCUGCAGCCUUAAAAUAAAAACACCCGUGCGUCUACUA